Heteronotia binoei (common prickly gecko) is the source of this 1080-nucleotide messenger RNA. It is a transcript of the gene TNFAIP8, whose product is annotated as TNF alpha induced protein 8. Gene Ontology annotation, biological process: regulation of apoptotic process. Gene Ontology annotation, cellular component: cytoplasm. Gene Ontology annotation, molecular function: cysteine-type endopeptidase inhibitor activity involved in apoptotic process. The record is from RefSeq and is a predicted model, not a curated record. Bases 420 to 920 code for a protein of 166 amino acids. NCBI's taxonomy places the organism in Eukaryota, Metazoa, Chordata, Lepidosauria, Squamata, Gekkonidae. The transcript is spliced from 3 exons.
GAGCGUUUGGACGUGAAGCUGGCAAGGUGCUGCCGAUAGCUGCUGGGGUUCCUCCCGCUCUUUUCCGUCCGCGGAAACAAAGCUUACAAAAACAUUUAGAAGAGGAAAGAGAAAUCAAAGGGAAGAGACAUCAAUCAAAGAAGAUGGAGAAUGAAAAAAAAAAAGUUGUUAAGUCUUCUAAGAUCAAUAGAUGGCAGUAAGAAAUAUGUACAUUCCAAGGCUGUAAAAAGUAACAUGGUUUCAAAACCAUUGGUUUCAAGUGACUUAGCAAGUGUACUUCAUCUUAAUGAAUUAGAUCCUGGAAGGUAUUCUUUAUGUGGUUGAACUAACAUUGCUAAUAAUUCUUUCUUUCAGUGGCAACAGAUGUCUUCAAUUCUAAAGGUUUGGCCAUUCAGGCCCAGAAGAAGAUUCUUGGCAAAAUGGCAUCCAAAUCAAUAGCAACAGCUCUGAUAGAUGACACUAGCAGUGAUGUGUUGGAUGAACUCUACAGAGUGACGAAGGAAUACACACAAAACAAGAAGGAGGCAGAGAAAAUAAUUAAAAACCUCAUCAAAACUGUUAUCAAAUUAUCAAUUCUUUACAGAAAUAACCAGUUCAAUCAAGAAGAAAUCAUUCUUAUGGAGAAGUUUAAGAAGAAGGUUCACCAGCUGGCUAAAACUGUGGUUAGCUUCCAUCAAGUGGAUUAUACCUUUGACAGAAUUUUUUUGUCAAAACUGUUGAAUGACUGCAGAGAUCUUCUUCAUCAAAUCAUUCAGCGUCACCUCACUGCUAAAUCACAUGGACGUGUCAACAAUGUCUUUGAUCACUUCUCAGAUUGUGAAUUUCUGGCUGCAUUGUACAAUCCGUUUGGACCCUACAAGUCUCAUUUGCAGAAGCUUUGUGAUGGUGUCAACAAAAUGCUAGAUGAUGGAAAUAUAUAAUUAACUGCAACAGACUGAUCAUAUGUUCAAAGACCGAGGAUGACUUAUGUCUCAUUGUUUUCAUGAAGGAAGGAGGGAGGUGUAGGGAAAAAGUAAUGUGGAUAGUGGUAUGAAGCAAAUGUUUCAAAUAUCAAACAAAAUGGUAUAAAAUGUCUUACCA